AUCAAAACAGAAGCGAUUCCGUGAGAAAUAUUCAAAAUUUUCGCAUUUUUGAGACUUUUGAGGCUAAAAAGGCUCUGAAAGAUGUUCACGGUGAAGACAAAUUUCGGGCAGCAUCGUGUCACAACGACUCCGAUGAAUAAAACUUACAUGUAUUCUCAAUUUCCGCAGGAUAUGCAAGUAGUUCUCACCAAAUUAGACUCGAUCGAGACGUUAUUAACGCAAUUAGUCGAUAUUACAGCAACGUUUGAAGAGCAACCGGCGCCAAAACGAGCCCGAUACGACACAAGUGGUUCGCAAAGCGCUCUUGGUUCGAUGGUUCAGGAUACCGUUCAAGACAUUCGCGAAGUAUUUUCAACCGUUUCCGGCAAUGUUUAUGAAAAUAUUCAAGUUGUUCAGGAUAUCGAUUUGUCCGAAUUUCAAGAUUUUCGGGAUUUUAUGCCGGGAAGUUCACAGAGACAAGGCGCUGCCAUGAAAAGUUCGCAAUUUAUCGCAACGCCCGAAGAAUUGGAAGCUUUUGACGAGUAUUUGAGCAUCAAUCCGGAGAAAUGUGAUCGAUUCCGAUCUUUCAUCCAUCAAAAACUCUUUAAAUGCAACGACAUGGAAAAACUCAUUCGAGAUUUGAUCGCCGACGAGCUAUUUCUCGAAUAUAACUAUCAAGGAAGUCUCGGAAAGCGUGCUUUGGCGAAUAUGAUCCUUUUUGAACAGAUUUUAUUUCAAACUUGCUUCAAUGGGGAAAAUCAAGAGGAUUAUAUCAGCGAAAUAAAGAAAAUUAUUCAUCGUGCCAAGAAUCGGAUUUAUAAAAAUCGAAGUUUGAAUAAAGCUAAAGAAGCGUUGGAAGCGGAAAUACGAGAAAUUAAUCCAGAAAAUCCAAUAAUUGAGAGUGAAGCGGAGACGUUGAGUAAUACUUUCGUUGUUGCGUUACAAAGUGAUCAAUUUGGGUCUGACAUGUAUCCGAUAACGGAUCCUUUGAAACUGGAAGCUCUUGAUAAAGUACUCAGUGAGGAUUUGGAGAAGCAAAGACAAUUUAAACAAUUUCUGCGACAAUUGAUGGUAAAACACGAAGACCCCGACAAAGUUUUGUUAGAAUUGACAUCUGCUGAGCUCUAUUUAAAGUACAAUUAUUCAGGAACUGCCGGAAAAAGACCUUUGAAGGACAUGAUUUUGUUUGAUAUGCUCUUUUUUGAAACCUGUUUUAAGGACAUUUCUCAUGCUGAAUAUAUCGCAGAAUUGAAGAGAAUUAUCCUUCGUAACAAAAAUCGCGCAUACAAAUCAACAAAAAUGAGCGUUGAUGCCCCAAAAGAAGCCGUUGUAACAACCGACGACGACGAAUCCAUGGACAAAUUCGAAUCGUGGCUCUUUGAAGAUCUUUCGCAGAACGAUUUGGCAAUCUCAAAAGUGUUUCCCAUCUCUUCUGCGCAACGUCUCGAGUCACUUGACACAGCAUUGAAGGCGAGUUCUGAUCUCCAACAGUUGCUGGCGAUGCAUUUGUCGCGUCUCAACGAUCGUUUUCACAGUUUGGAUAAAGUUAUUCAGCGAAUUGUGACGGACGAGGUUUUCAUGGAUUACAAUUACGCCGGAGUUUGGGGCAAAAAAAUGCUCAAAGACAUGGUUUUGUUCGAUAAAUUGUUGUACGAUGCGUGUUUCAAGGCGCAACCGAUGCCAAUUUACAUCAAAGAACUCGUGCGUUGCGUGCAAGUGUCGAAAAAUCGGAUUCAUCGAAGAAAUGCGGAACGGAAGAAGAAAGGAAUUGUCGUGCAAGAAAACGAGGAAAAUGUUGCGCAAUUGGAAAGUUUGUUGGUAGAAGAUGCCUUGGAGGAAUUUGUUGAAGAGCUGAACAUGUUGGAGGGAAAAACAGACUUGAAUGACUCGAAAUUGUUCCCGAUUCAAACAGCGGCGAAUUUGAAGGCGUUGGAUCGAUGUCUUCAAGCUGAUGCGGAUCGAAGACAGAGCUUUACUCAAUUCGUGCGUAAAUUAGGCCCAAAUAUGGAACGAGCAAUCGAGCGAAUGAUUAAAGACGAAAUUUUCCUCGAAUACAAUUUCCAAGGCAUCAAAGGAAAGAAAAGUCUCUGCGAUUUGGUACUUUUCGAUCAAGUCCUGUACGACGCUUUUGGUCAACACGAGAACGCUACUUUCCAAAAAUAUGUCAAACGCAUCAAACGUUAUUCGCGUCGUGCAAGCAAUCGAGUCAACAAAAAACGCUCGAUGAAGAGAAAAAUGUUGCAUCAACCAAGCGGAAGCCAAAUCGUGCAAGAAAUUGUGAACGAAGACGGAAUUAUAAUUACAGAGAACAUUGAACUGAUCGACAACGAGGAAAUUGUAACAGAAGCAGAAACGGAGGAAGAAUCCGAAGACGACGAUUCAUCAUAAGAUUUUUAUUUUUUAAUUAAUUUCUUAAAAUUAAGUUUAAAUUUUGUUUGCUCAAAGA
This is a messenger RNA of Culicoides brevitarsis, 2425 nucleotides long. RefSeq lists its product as uncharacterized. NCBI's taxonomy places the organism in Eukaryota, Metazoa, Arthropoda, Insecta, Diptera, Ceratopogonidae. The record is from RefSeq and is a predicted model, not a curated record. The transcript is spliced from 7 exons. The coding region runs from base 82 to 2367 and encodes 761 amino acids.